GAGGCCUCAAGGACACAAGUGCAGAUCUGAGUGAUUGCCGUCUGGUUGGUUGAAAACUUUCACCAAAUAAAAAAACAACUUGGGAUUUUGCCAAGAAAUAGAGCUUUGUCUUUCCUUGUGUGUCUGUUGAGACCUAGGAAAAUGAUGCCUCUUACCCCCUCCCUAAACAUGGGACUGGUCUGGCUGGCAAGGAGGUUUCACUUUCUAUCUUUGCAGACCUUCAGAGAAAGCGAUUAUGAUCCUGUGGCUGACACCCAGGGUGUGAGAUGGCUGAAUUUUGGGCGUGGGUGCCUUAGAAAUGAGCAUGCAUAUGUUGACCACAGACCGUCUCAUCUUUUGACGAAAACAUAGCAUUGAAUGGCCUUUAUUUUGAUUAUUAGGACAUGUUGCGGAUUUUGUGGGCUUUGGUUGAAGUUUCUCUAUAAUUAUCUCCAAAUUUCAGAGGGCUUUGGUUUUUUCCAGUUUUUAGUCCUACGAAAUUGAAAGUUGAGAGGGAUCUAGAGGUGAGUUUGGAUAUAGAUGUGGGUUUGAGCUGGAAAAUGGAACUGAUACAUGCAGGCCAGAUGCUCAGCAGAAAGGAAAAUAAAGGUUCAGGCAGCCCAGGUGCCUGAAUGUGAGGAAGCCCCGCUCUGGUGGUGCCCAGUUCCCCCCAGUACCCUUCUUCCCCGUCUCCUCCCAAAGUGGUGUCUUUCUGGCAGCAGGUCAUGCUCCGAGAGCUGCUAAUUUCCCCCAGGGGUGGCCUCUGACCACACGAUUGUGGCUCCACUUUUCUCUUCCCUGGGGACACAGUGGGGAGGGCUCAGGCCCUGGGCCCUUGGCGAGAGAUCACUUGAAAUGGUGUCUAUUUGUUUGUUUCCUCGACUGCUUAGUCAUUCGUGCCGCUGGGGGCGUGGCUGCCGACUGCUGAGUGGCCAAGCUGUCGGGCAGUGGGAGCCUUUCUGCCCCGUUUGUACUGGGUGUCUCUGUGGGCGUGAAGGCCAGAGAUGGCUAUCUGGAAUCGCUACGCUGUGGCUGCUAGGGGGCCUGGAGGACUUCGCUGUCUCUCCUCCACCACACCCUCCACGCCCUCGGCGCUCCUCUGUUCCUGUCCCGCCAGGAGGGAAGGGACAGAAGGUUUAGUCUCUGAUUUACUGGUAGGGAACUCAGGCCUCUGCCUUGCACCAGCCAUUCUGGCUUCCAUUCUGAUUCUCCCGUGAAAGAAAAUGCUUCAGCCAAGAGGGAUGGAUGACACUGGCAGGAGCCUUCCCCGUAGGAACUGGGUGCCCACGCCCCAGCCCGUGCUUUUUGCACUUGUCGUUUCUUCUGUGGCCCAGGACCUCGCUCCUGGCAGUGGGGCAAAAGGAAGGGCAGGAUGGAUGGAAGCAGAAGCUGCUUCAGGCGGGAGAAGUGGGACCCGGCCCCAGGAGUCCUUUCUCUGGGGUGCAUCCCUACUCUGCUCUGACGAGAACUUCAGGGUCCUGGUCAACCACUUUUCUAUCUCCUCUCCAAUAGAUCAGGCCAGCUCUGAGGGCUGGUGUCUCAGUUUCCACUUGUUUGACAUCUUCCUGAUCCGGUCCUACCUCACCUGACUCCCACUAGUCCUUCAGGUCAUAUAGGAAAGUCAUUUUCCCAGGAAGCCAUUCUUAACUCUGUCCGUCCCAUUCCCUACUCCCAACGCCCUUUGUUAUAUUCUGCCUUAUCACUCUGUUCUUGCCUAGCAUAUCACUCACUAUGUGUUGUUGUAAAAAUACAUUCUCCCCGAUAUGAGAGGCAAAGGAUAGGUCACAGAUUUAUCCUCAAGACCUAGUCCUUGAGGACUAGGGAGGCUCUUCAAAUAUUUGAAUGAAGGUGGGCUUGGAUUUUCUUAAAAUUUUUAGGUCAGGUAUUUAAACCUACUUUCUUUAGAUCAGGGGACAAAGAGGAAUUUAGUUUUGGAGCUAUUGAAACUGAAAAAUCUGUGUCCAGGACCCAGCCAAAUACAUGGGUCUGAAACUCAAGUAAAAAGAUCAUCCUUGGGAAACAGACUUGGAAAUUAUUAGCAAGUCCUGGGAGGUGGCCUUCUACACCCCCAGUGUUGCUACAGUCUAGAUUUGGCAUGGUUAGAACAGGAUCAUGGGAGAGGGAGGACAAGGGUUCUCUCUCCAAGCAGAUUUUCUUUCCCAUGGGUUUAUCCAUUUGUUUUUCAUCACAGAAAUGGCUUCCACCUUCCAUCCACGAGAAUGUGAGCUGUCUAAACAAGAAGGGCAAAGCUAUGGCUUCUUCCUGCGGAUUGAGAAGGACACUGCUGGCCACCUGGUCCGGGUAGUUGAGAAGGGUAGCCCAGCGGAGAAGGCAGGCCUCCAGGAUGGAGACCGAGUUCUUAGGAUCAAUGGUGUCUUUGUGGACAAGGAAGAGCAUAUGCAGGUUGUAGAUCUGGUCAGAAAGAGUGGGAAUUCAGUGACUUUACUAGUCCUGGAUGGGGAUUCCUAUGAGAAAGCAAUGAAAAAGCAGGUAGACUUGAAAGAGUUGGGUCAAAGUCAGAAAGAGCCGAGUGUGAAUGAUAAGAAACUGCCUGCUGUGAUGAACGAAGGAGCACAGACUCGGACUCAGCCACGGCUCUGCUAUUUGGUGAAGGAGGGGAACAGCUAUGGCUUCUCUCUGAAAACUGUCCAAGGUAAAAAGGGAGUGUACAUGACGGAUAUAACGCCUCAAGGUGUGGCUAUGAAAGCUGGUGUCCUGGCUGGUGAUCACUUGAUUGAAGUGAACGGAGAGAAUGUCGAAGAUGCCAGCCAUGAGGAAGUGGUUGCCAAGGUGAAGAAAUCCGGAAGCCGAGUCGUGUUCCUGCUGGUGGACAAGGAGACUGACAAGCUCCAUGCUGAGCAGAAGAUAAAAUUCAAGAGAGAAACGGCCAGUUUGAAAUUGCUACCCCACCAGCCCCGGGUUGUGGAGAUGAAGAAGGGAAGCAAUGGCUAUGGUUUCUAUCUAAGGGCAGGCCCAGAACAGAAAGGUCAAGUCAUCAAGGACAUAGAUUCCGGAAGUCCAGCAGAGGAGGCUGGCUUGAAGAACAAUGACCUGUUAGUCGCUGUCAACGGCGAGUCUGUGGAAUCCCUGGAUCAUGACAGUGUGGUAGAAAUGAUUAGAAAGGGCGGAGAUCAGACUUCACUGCUGGUGGUGGACAAAGAGACGGACAACAUGUAUAGACUGGCUCAUUUUUCUCCAUUUCUCUACUAUCAAAGUCAAGAACUGCCUAAUGGUUCUGUCAAGGAGACUACAGCUCCUACACCUGCUCCUCUAGAGGUUUCGAGUCCAGAUACUACAGAGGAAGUAGGAGAUCAUAAGCCUAAGCUCUGCCGGCUGGUUAAAGGGGAAAACGGCUAUGGCUUUCACUUAAAUGCGAUUCAGGGUCGGCCAGGCUCCUUCAUCAAAGAGGUACUGAAGGGCAGCCCUGCCGAGCUGGCAGGGCUGGAGGAUGAAGAUAUCAUCAUCGAAGUGAAUGGAGUGAACGUGGUGGAUGAACCCUAUGAGAAGUUGGUAGACAGAAUCCAGAGCAGUGGGGAGAAUGUCACACUCUUAGUCUGUGGAAAGAAAGCCUAUGAUUAUUUCCAGGCUAAGAAAAUCCCUAUUGUUUCCUCCAUGGCUGAUCCACUGGAUGCCCCCACUGAUUCCAAAGAAGAGACACUGGCAGAACCAGAGCACGACUCACACACGGCAAAAGAACGAGCGUACAGUACAGCCUCACAUUCUUCUUCCAAUUCUGAAGAUACAGAGAUGUGAUGAGAGCAACUAACGGCGUUGGCUGACAGCUGUUUCUGGGUGUUGAGUAGGGAUCCUUUCCCGAAGAAUGAGCUGCCACCCAUUCACUGUCUCUGGUAGAGAGGAACUCCUCUGGCAACCAGUUCAUCAUGGGGGACUGUCUUCUGUUGUCAUUUGCCUUGGGGGUGACUAUUGCAAUAGAUGGCUUAUUUAUGGUCAACUUAAGGCGGGAACCACAUUCUUUUCACGUGAUUUCUUUCAAGCUUCAACUUCACUACAUUUCUCUAUGACGAUAUCUCUUAAUUCUAUAGGCUCCUUGAGCAUUAAAGAUGAUUUGUAAAUCUGUAUAUGUGAGAGCUGCUAUAAAGUAUCUGAGCAGAUGAGCCUAUUAAAAUUAUACUUUUGUAAGAAUGUUGUGGUUGCUAAAAUAGAUGCCAUUAAGAAUGCCUUUAGAGUAUACUUGAAUCUUCCCGGUUAGUUGAUAAAACCUCAAGAGUGCUUUUGUUUUUGGUAAACUUGCUUUUAUGCUGUAACCUUCAUUUUGCCUCUAGAAACCCAAAACAAUAAAAUUCAGAAUAAGAUCUUA
Messenger RNA from Leptonychotes weddellii (Weddell seal), 4297 nucleotides. The record is from RefSeq and is a predicted model, not a curated record. NCBI's taxonomy places the organism in Eukaryota, Metazoa, Chordata, Mammalia, Carnivora, Phocidae.